Messenger RNA from Camelus dromedarius (Arabian camel), 2858 nucleotides. RefSeq names its product leucine rich repeat containing 49 (gene LRRC49). NCBI's taxonomy places the organism in Eukaryota, Metazoa, Chordata, Mammalia, Artiodactyla, Camelidae. The transcript has 17 exons. The record is from RefSeq and is a predicted model, not a curated record. Gene Ontology annotation, molecular function: protein binding. The coding region runs from base 51 to 2423 and encodes 790 amino acids.
CGCGCCGGCCGGCGACUCAGCGGAGGACCGGGCCGGAAGUGGUCGUUUCCAUGGUAACCCCGAGCGGUUGCUCGGGAGACGACCCCGUUCGGUCUCUGACCCUCCGCGGGAGCGGCGCUUCUGAGGCAGAUGCAGCCGGUCUUCUCGGACGGUCUCCUGCCAUGAUUCCCGGGAAAUACCGCUCCGUUUCUGGUCGGGCUGCGAGCAACGUGAACUGUGGGCUUCAUCUGGUUAUUCAAACAUCAUCGCUUCCUGAAAAAAACAAAGUUGAAUUCAAGCUAAAUAAAGAAACACCAUCAUUCCCUGGUCGACUCUUACAACAUGACCUUGAAAGAAACUACUCAAGUAGGCAAGGAGAUGGAAGGGUAAUAAGCCCUUCACCUCGUAAUAAGUCGUCCUGCGUCUCGUCCACAACAAACGGGACAGAACCGUGUGGGCUGGAAAUGAAAACUACCACGAGCUCCUCGCCAGCGUUUGGAGAUUCUUCCAUUCAGACACCUUCAAAGUCCAGAAUCCGGCAGGGCUGUCAUAGUGCUGGCCCCAGUGUAUCUGGUGAUCAUAUUAACUUGGUGAGCUCAUCAAUGCCAUCCUUCCCCAUUCUCCAGCGUUCUUCUGAGGAGAAAAUUCUGUACUCAGACAGGCUGACCCUAGAAAGGCAAAAGCUGACUGUAUGUCCUGUCAUCGACGGGGAGGAACACCUUCGCUUGUUGAACUUUCAACACAAUUUUAUAACUCGGAUCCAAAAUAUUUCUAAUCUGCAGAGGCUAAUAUUCUUGGAUUUAUACGAUAACCAGAUUGAAGAAAUUAGUGGGCUUUCUACUCUGAGGUCCCUCCGUGUCCUCCUGCUGGGGAAGAACAGAAUCAAGAAAAUCUCAAACCUGGAGAAUCUAAAAAACUUAGAUGUCUUGGACCUUCAUGGAAAUCAGAUUACCAAAAUUGAAAAUGUCAGUCAUUUGUGUGAUUUGAGAGUUUUAAAUCUUGCCAGGAACCUUUUAAGUCACGUCGAUAAUCUUAAUGGGCUGGAUUCACUGACUGAACUUAACCUGCGGCACAAUCAGAUCACUUUUGUGAGAGAUGUGGAUAAUUUGCCCUGCCUCCAGCGUCUGUUUCUCAGCUUCAACAAUAUAUCAACUUUCGAGAGUGUUUGCUGCCUUGCUGACUCUACUUCCCUCUCUGACAUCACCUUUGAUGGCAACCCAAUAGCUCAAGAGUCAUGGUACAAACACACUGUCCUUCAGAAUAUGAUGCAGCUGCGCCAGCUGGAUAUGAAGAGGGUCACGGAAGAAGAAAGGCGUAUGGCAUCUGUUGUGGCCAAAAAAGAGGAAGAGAAGAAGCGGGAAAGUCAGAAGCAGUCUUUGCUUAAGGAGAAGAAGAGGUUAACCAUUAACAACGUUGCCCGAAGGUGGGACCUGCAGCAACAUCGAAUAAGCAAUAUUGCUGCGGAUCAAGACGGAAGAGACUCGGACUCCCCUUCUCAGGACCCCUGCCAGAACGACGGGAGCACCGUCUCUGCAUUUCAGGAGGAAACAGGGUCUCUGGACUCAGGGCUCACCAGUGCUUUGCAGGGCCUGUCGGUCACGGACACACACCUCGUGGAGGUGGACGGGGACACGCUGUCCCUGUACGGCUCAGGGGCGCUGGAGUGUCUGGAUCGGAACUGGAGCGUGCAGACAGCGGGAAUGGUGACAACGGUGUCCUUCACUUUCAUAGAAUUUGAUGAAAUCGUCCAAGUGCUCCCCAAAUUAAAGCUGAAGUUUCCUAAUUCCCUGCACCUUAAGUUCAAGGAGACAAACCUUGUAAUGCUGCAGCAGUUUAAUGCCCUGGCGCAACUCCGUCGCGUCGACCAGUUGACAGUUGAUCCUCAAGGAAAUCCAGUUGUCAGUUUUAUCCUCUGGAAAUACUAUGUCCUGUUCAGGCUGAGCCAUUUUAGUAUGCAGAAAAUAAAUGGAACAGAGGUGACGCAAAACGAUAUGAUCAUGGCUGAAAGGCUCUUUGGAAUCCUAGCACACGUAGCGUCUUCUGAGUUACCGCCGUACCGUCUGAUUUCAGUUCUGGGUGAUGCCAGAAAGAAGCAAUUCCGGUGUCUUCUGGAAACCAAAGGAAGAAAACCUGGUAUUGUCAGUGAAGAAAACGACGACAGCAAGAGACUCGCAGGAGAAAACACAAACCGGGCCGCGCUGCACUACACCACGCGGGACCUCUACCAUGAAAAGCUGGAGGAAAUAAAGGAAAAAAAGAAAUUCUGCAAGAUGUAUAUCGAGGACCUUGUGAAGGAAGCCACAGAAAUCAACAUGAAAAAUGAGGCUUUGCAGAAGCUUUGGCCACAGAUGUUCAUAGAGCUCGUCAGGGACGCGGUCAUAGAAGUCCGCAACAAGAAUUCCUACAUGAAGCUUUGCCUGCAGCACAUCACUGACCAGAAGUAGAAAUGGCUUUUAGUUGCAGCUGAUUUUAGCAGUUUUAUGUUUUUGAACGUUGAAAUUAUGUAGGUUAAACAUGUUAAAACAACCACACUGUUCAACAAAGACUAGCAUCAGAGCGUCAUUGCCUCCUGUCCUCGUAGUUAAGGGUCAGGAAGCAGAGGACAGAGACAGGGAGGGCUGCUGCCCCACGUGCGCUGAGCAGGCCGCCUGUGGGAACUAAGCAGCCUUUAGGGGCGGCCGGCCCUUGCUUGACUGGCGCCCUGCGAUAGCCCGCGGCACGCGGUGUCUGCUCGUGGCUCAGCGCGAGUUGCUUCCACCUACUUUCAGCUGAUAAGUUUUAGUUAUUUGCCUUUUUAUUUUGUGUCAUGAUCUCAAAGCCAAAAAUGUUUUUUUUAAUGAAUGGAGAAUAAACUUGCUAAUAAAUUAGCUUAAAAGAAA